Colossoma macropomum (tambaqui) is the source of this 726-nucleotide messenger RNA. RefSeq names its product shisa family member 2a (gene shisa2a). The record is from RefSeq and is a predicted model, not a curated record. Bases 1 to 726 code for a protein of 241 amino acids. Lineage: Eukaryota; Metazoa; Chordata; Actinopteri; Characiformes; Serrasalmidae. The transcript has 2 exons.
AUGGCUCUCUCGCGAUCUGUGUGCGCGCUCCUGGCGCUGCUGUGCGCGCUCACGCCGCCUGUGCGCGCGGCCGCGGGUCAGUACUGCCACGGCUGGGGCAGCUUCCCCGGAUUCCGCUGCCCCGAGCGCCACGACGGCGGGGACGCGCGCUACUGCUGCGGCACGUGCACCGUGCGCUACUGCUGCUCGUCCCCGAGCGCGCGCCUCGACCAGAGCACGUGCGACACGGAGCGGCCGUACGGUGAUGAGGACGGAGUUCGGACUGUCCAGCAAGGAGUUCCUACGUAUCUGCCGUUCGUCAUCGUGGUGGGUGCGUUCUUGUCCUUCGUUCUGCUGGGGACGAUCGUGUCCAUCUGCUGCUGCCAUUGCGUGAAGCCCAAGCCCACCGCUGGAUCACCCCCAGCCCAGACGAGCCUGCUGGAGCCCGUGAUCGGCCCCUCCCCAAACAGCUCCACCCCCUCACGUUCGUCCACCGCUGGGUCCGCCGGACCCCACCCGUUUGCGGCUCCCCAGCCGCAGCCCUUCGUUCCUGCCCCUCCUCCGCUCCACCAGGGGGCGCCGCAGUUCUACCAGCCGUUCCUGAACUACCCGCUGCCUCCGGAGCACACCAUGCUGAUGGCGCCGGCCUUCCUGGACAGUCGCUCUGCGUUCGGACAGCCGCACGGACAGCCCUUCCCUCAGGCCCCCAUGCACACGGAGCCCAUCUUCCCCACCGUCACCGUCUGA